GGCGGGGGUCACAUGAUCCCCCCCCCCAGCUGCAGAGUGACAGGGGGAAAAUGGCAGCGUUCUUGCAGUGGCGAAGAUUUGUAUUUUUCGAUAAAGAAACGGUGAAGGAUCCUGCGGACAAUGGGAAAAAUUUCGCGCUCCCGGUCGGUAUCUGUGCCUGCGACUCGGGCCGAGGUCACAUCGUGCUGGGAGAUCUGGAGGGUCAGAUCUGGUUCCUGACACGCUCCCUGCAGCUAACGUCCUUUCAGGCAUACAAACUACAAGUGACUCACCUCUACCAGCUGAAACAGCACAGCAUCCUGGUGUCAGUGGGAUUGGACGAGCACGGAAUCAACCCACUGGUCAAGGUGUGGAACCUGGACAAGCGCGACAGUGGGAACCCUCUCUGCACUCGGAUCUUCCCGGCCAUCCCAGGGAACAAACCCACAGAGGUGUCCUGCCUCAGCGUGCACGAGAACCUCAACUUCAUGGCCAUCGGCUUCACAGACGGCAGCGUGGUUCUGACCAAGGGCGACAUCACCAGAGAUCGCCACAGCAAAACCCUCACCCUGCACGAGGGCACCUGCCCCAUCACCGGGCUUGCUUUCCGGCAGGCGGGCAAAGUCACGCACCUGUUUGUCGCCACCCUGGAGAAAGUCCAGUGCUACACCCUCUCCGUGAAGGAGUACCCGCACCUGGAGCUGGACACACACGGCUGUGCCCUGCGCUGCGCCGCGCUGACCGACCCCUCCCAGGACUCCCAGUUCAUCGUGGCGGGUGACGAGUGUGUGUACCUCUACCAGCCCGACGAGAGGGGCCCCUGCUUCGCCUUCGAGGGGCACAAGCUGCUGGUGCACUGGCACCGCGGGUAUCUGGUGCUGCUCACACGCGACGCCAAGUCGCCGAACAAGCCCGAGUUUCCGAGCCGGGAGGCCUCCCCCACAGAGAAGCAGGUCCUGACCGUCUACGACUUGGACAACAAGUUCAUUGCGUACAGCGCUGCGUUCAACGACAUCGUCGAUGUGCUGGCGGAGUGGGGCUCGCUGUACAUCCUGACCCAGGACCGCAAGAUGUAUGUGCUGCAGGAGAAAGACACUCAGACCAAGCUGGAGAUGCUCUUCAAGAAGAACCUGUUUGUAAUGGCCAUUAACCUGGCCAAGAGCCACCACCUAGACAGCGACGGGCUGUCCGAGAUCUUCCGUCAGUAUGGGGACCACCUGUAUGUCAAGGGAGACCACGAUGGAGCCAUUCAGCAGUACAUCCGCACCAUUGGGAAGCUGGAGCCCUCCUAUGUGAUUCGGAAGUUCUUGGAUGCUCAGAGGAUCCACAACCUGACAGCAUACCUGCAGGCCCUGCACAGGCAGUCCCUGGCAAAUGCUGACCACACCACCCUGCUGCUCAACUGCUACACCAAGCUGAAGGACAGCUCCAAACUGGAGGAGUUCAUCAAGAGCAGCGAGAGUGAGGUGCAUUUCGACGUGGAGAUCGCCAUUAAGGUUCUCCGGCAGGCCGGCUACCACAGCCAUGCGGUCUUCCUGGCGGAGAAGCACGAACACCAUGAGUGGUACCUCAAGAUCCAGCUUGAAGACCUCAAGAACUACCAGGAGGCCCUGCGGUACAUCGGGCGGCUGCCCUUCGAGCAGGCGGAGAGCAACAUGAAGCGCUAUGGGAAGACGCUGAUGCACCACGUCCCCGAGGAGACCACCCUGCUGCUGAAGGGUCUGUGUACCGACUACCAGCCACGCCGGGACUCCGCCGACAGAGACAGCCUGGGCAGCAAGGCGAACUCGGAGGAGUUCAUCCCCAUCUUCGCCAACAACCCUCACGAGCUGCGGGCCUUCCUGGAGCACAUGAUCGAAGUGGAGCCACGGUCUCCCCAGGGGGUCUAUGACACCCUGCUGGAGCUCCGGCUGCAGGACUGGGCACAUGAGCAAGACCCGCAGAAGAAGAGCGCUCUGCAGGACGCUGCGCUGUGUUUGUUGAAGAGUGACUAUACGGUGUUUGACAAGGCUCUUGUCCUGUGCCAGAUGCACAACUUCAAGGAGGGGGUGCUGUAUCUGUACGAGAAGGGCAAACUCUACCAGCAGAUCAUGCAUUACCACAUGCAGAAUGAAGAGUAUGCGAAGGUGGUGGAGGCCUGCAAACGCUAUGGGGAGCAGGAGGCCUGCCUGUGGGAGCAGGCCCUGGGGUACUUCGCACGCAAAGAGGAGGACUGCAAGACCUACAUCAGCCAAGUGCUGCAUCACAUCGACCGCAAUAACCUCAUGCCUCCGCUGUUAGUGGUCCAGACCCUGGCGCACAACUCCUCGGCGACGCUGUCGGUGAUCAAGGACUACCUCAUCAGCAAGCUGCAGCGGGAGAGCGAGCAGAUCGAGGACGACGAGAGGAAGAUCCGCCAGUACCGCGAGGACACCGCGCAGCUGCGCACGGAGAUCCAGGAGCUGAAGAACAGCGCCAAGAUAUUCCAGAAGACGAAGUGCAGCAUGUGCAACAGCCCGCUGGAGCUGCCCAGCGUGCACUUCCUGUGCGGCCACUCCUUCCACCAGCACUGCUUCGAGAGCUACGCCGAGAGCGAGGCCGAGUGCCCCACCUGCACCCCCGACAACCGCAAGGUGAUGGACAUGCUGCGCGCCCAGGACCAGAAACGGGACCUGCACGAGAACUUCGCCAGACAGCUGCGCUGCUCGAACGACGGCUUCUCGGUGGUGGCGGACUACUUCGGCCGGGGGGUGUUCAACAAGCUGACGCUGAUCACCGACCUGCCCGGGGGGAAGCCUGGGGGCAGCGGCGGCGGCGGGCUGGAGGCCGACCUGCAGCGAGACCUGCUCAUCCACACCAAGAGGAACGCCUGAGACCCGGCCCAGACCCCACUGGACACGGACAGCCGCGGCCAGAGCCACAGGGACCUGCUGCAGAGAGCGCAAGGGAAGACACGUCUGACCUGUGUUAGACAUGCAGGGGAUGGGCAGAUUCAGCAAUCGGCACUGAUGCACUGAGAAGAACUGCACACUCCUGUAGUGGAGACGCUAAGCAUCAUGUAUUUGUACAGCCAUCUUAAUAUAAUGCAUUGGGUGUCAUGGGCGCUGUGAUGAGUUUAAUCUAAUUAUGAUGCAGCAUGCCUCAAGAUUUCCGCUACAGCUGCUGUGACCAAGAAGUGCAAGGUUCAUAAACGAGCACGUGGUGAACUAAGUGGUUUGAGGAAUGUACUCGCUCAACAACUUAAGCUGGUUGUCAGUAGGUAUUUUUUUUUCUUGUAAAAAGCGCGUUCAGAUAUUUCAAAAGUCUUUCUCCUCUUCGUCUUUCGUCUUCAGAUUUCUUGAAUUUCACCGUCAGAUAGCAGUGAGUUAUUUUUUAACCUUACAAAAUGGAACAAAAGUAUUUUAAAAAAGCUCACAAACAUGGCAACAAUAACAACAUUUUUAACAAACAAUUACAUUUCGGCUCCUGGCCUUAUUAAGGUUUUUAUGGAUUGAUGUUUUCCAUAGCAGUGGUUGUACUGAUAAUGGUUAAUGUGAUUAAAUGAGCUUUGUUGAGAAGCACUUGGAAUCUUUUUCCACCUCCAAUGGAAAGUCACAGAUUAUUUUUCCCAGUUUUGUUGUAGCAGCUCAAAACAGAACAUCCUUUUGACCUUUCCCCCUUGUUUAGACAGUGAAGGAAAGAUGGCACGCGAUAGGUUAUAGAGAAAUCAAUUUCUCUUCGUAAGAAAAGCUUUUUGAUUACUGUACUUUGUAAUUCUAAUAUAUAUGCCAGUAUGGAAGUGCUAAAAGAUCAACUGGAAAUAAAGUGUUCUGAAGGGUGUUUCUAUAAAA
This is a messenger RNA of Lepisosteus oculatus (spotted gar), 3788 nucleotides long. The record is from RefSeq and is a predicted model, not a curated record. NCBI's taxonomy places the organism in Eukaryota, Metazoa, Chordata, Actinopteri, Semionotiformes, Lepisosteidae.